GGACCUGUCCUCCCGGCCCAACCUCUCCAGAUCUCGCGCCUCUCCGGCAGCAGGGUCGCGCCUCGCCGUUGGCACGAUGAACCGCCACCGCCGCGGCAUCUUCGACGGCCUCCCGAUUCCGGCCGACAAAUCCUACCUGAAAGAAGGGCUGUCGCGGAUCGACGAGGGAUGGGCGGCGGCGCGUUUCGACUCGCUGCCGCACGUCGUACACAUCCUUACCUCCAAGGACCGUGACGGCGAGAUCCAGUUCCUCAAAGAGCAGAGCGACCUUAUCGAGGACGUAGUCGACGAGGUCGUCCACGCGUACCACCACGGUUUCAACAAGGCGAUACAGAACUACUCCCAGAUCCUGCGUCUGUUCAGCGAGUCCGCGGAGAGCAUCGCUGGGCUCAAGGGGGAGAUGGCAGAGGCCAAAGCGCUCCUUGGGAGAAAGAAUCAGCACCUGGGGCAGCUGUGGUACCGGUCCCUCACGCUGGGCCAUGUGAUCUCCCUGCUGGAUCAGGUUGAGGAUGUUGCCAAGGUUCCUGCUCGGAUUGAAAACUUGAUGGCAGAGAAGCAGCUAUACGCUGCAGUGCAGUUGCAUGUCCAAUCAAUGCUGAUGCUUGAGCGGGAAGGCCUUCAAGCGGUAGGUGCUCUCCAAGAAGUUCGCUCUGAUCUGACGAAGCUGCGAGGUGCACUGUUUUACAAGAUUUUGGAAGAUCUUCAUUGCCACCUAUACAACAGUGGAGAAUAUAGCUUGAUGACUUUAAGCAUGGUUGACAAUGAGGAAGUACCGACUUGUACAGCUACUGGCCGCUUAGUAAACAGCAUGCAGCCUCUGUCCAGGAGAUCUAGGUCAAUUAAAGGUGAAAACCACUUUGGCGGACCGGCGGCUGCAGAUGGGAUUAGUAAAAUUAGUUCUGUUGAUGGCGGUUCUUCAUUUGAUGGCCCAGAUGACGAUAGUAGCUUAGACAUGCGUGAAAGUGAUGGUGUGCGUGGCCGGAAGGAUUCGACGAGCAUCUCUCGCAAAAUCCCGAGUUUUCUUUCUUGUGCUACACCAGAUGAGUUCCUUGAAUCAAUGAUAAAGACCGACGCUCCUCUCAAUGUGAAAUACUUGAGAACAUUGGUGCAGUGCUUAUCCAUGCUUCAAAAGGUUGCAGCUGCUGGAGCUGUCAUAUGCCAAAGAGUUCGGCCGACGAUUCACGAUGUUAUCACUUCAAAGAUAAAAUCAUAUACGGGAGAGGCUUCAAAAUCCAAUAUAGAUAAAAUUGGAAGAGAAACAACAUCUGAUGUGUCGCACUCACAUGGACCUGGCACCCUUUACCAGUUGUCCAAACAGAAGACGAAGAAUGGGGCAUUGGCAGUGGCAACACAACUUGUUUGUAGUCCCAUCUCUCCUGCUAUGGCGCCCACAGGGGAUGCUCAGCAGGCAGCUAGCAAACUUCUUGGGUCAAUAUUCGAAUGUCUAGUUGACAUACUAGAGAACCAUAUUACCGUCGGGGAGCUUCUUGAACAAAAAUCAUCAACUGAAGUUGAAAAUGUGAAUACACCUCACGUAGCAAAUGGUGACACAAGCUGGAAUCCAGAUUCUGAAUAUUCCCAAGCUACUGGUGGUUUUAGUGUUGCUUUCUCUCUUUCUGUUGUUCAGAGUGAGUGCCAGCAACUUUUGUGUGAAAUUUUGCGGGCAACUCCAGAAGCUGCUACCGCUGAUGCAGCUGUUCAGACAGCUAGGCUUGCAAAUAAGGACCCAGUGAAGGAAAAGAGGGAUGGAUCAGAAGGCCUUUCUUUUGCUUUUCGUAUUACAGAUGCAGCAAUCUCUGCGCAAAAUGAAGUCUCAGGUCAAGGAUGGCGAAGAAGCUCAACUGUACCACAAGAAGGGUAUGGAACAGCAAGCGUCAUACCUGAUCAAGGGAUCUUCCUAGCUGCAUCUGUUUACCGUCCUGUCUUUGAGUUUAUGAAUAAUAUAGGAUUGGUGCUUCCUCCAAAAUACUCGCAACUUGGGAAUGAUGGGUUAUUGGCUUUUGUGAACAACUUCUUGAAGGAGCACUUCUUGCCAGCUAUAUUUGUAGAUUAUAGAAAAUGUGUUCAGCAGGCUAUAUCUAGUCCAGCAGCAUUUAGACCACGUGUAAAUGCAACCUCAGUAUAUAGUUCAGUAGUGGAGAAUGGGCGCCCUGUACUACAGGGGCUUCUGGCUGUUGAUAUAAUAGCCAAAGAGGUUCUUGGCUGGGUUCAGUUGAUGCCGAACUAUGCCACUGAGCUUGUUGAGUAUGUUCGCACAUUUCUGGAACGUACACAUGAAAGAUGCCGUGCAUCAUAUAUGGAGGCUGUUCUUGAAAAACAAAGUUAUAUCCUUCUUUCAAGGAGUGAUGUUGAAAGUUUAAUGCGCCUGGACCCAGCAAAUGCUUCUUUGCAAAAUUCGUUUGGUCAACUUGAAAACUACAUUCCAGAAGCAGAAGGAGUUGAAGUAGAGAUUGAACUAAGUGAUCUCUUAUUGGACAUGGGCCCAAUCAAACAGGAAAACUUGAUCCAUGAUGAUCAGAAAUUAAUAUUACUAGCAUCUCUUAGCGACUCGUUGGAAUAUCUAGCAGAUUCAGUUGAAAGGCUUGGUGAGUCAUUCAUAAGUCCAUCCACCACCGUGGAUAACAAAAGUCACAUGCACCAAGGGUGCCACACUCGCUCAACUAGUGCAAUUCCGAAAAACCUUGCAUCUCUUGCUAAUGAGUACAGAAGGCUAGCGGUUGAUUGUGUCAGAGUCUUGAGAUUGGAAAUGCAAUUAGAAACAAUAUAUCACAUGCAGGAAAUGACAAAAAGAGAAUAUGUAGAAGAUCAAGAUGCUGAAGAUCCUGAUGACUUCAUCAUCUCACUUACAACUCAGAUUGCACGUAGGGAUGAAGAAAUGGCUCCCUACGUUGCAGAACCGAAAAGGAACUACGUAUUUGGUGGAAUUUCUAGCGUUGCUGCUAAUGCAUCAAUAAAGGCACUUGCACAGAUGAAGUCCAUCAACCUGUUAGGAGUCCAACAAAUAUGCAGAAAUUCGAUAGCACUAGAACAGGCCCUUGCAGCCAUGCCCUCAAUUGAUAGCGAGGCAGUCCAACAGAGACUAGAUCGUGUUCGGACAUUCUAUGAACUGUUAAAUUUGCCUUUUGAGUCCUUGCUCGGAUUCAUCGGUGAACACGAAUAUUUAUUUUCUGCCAAAGAAUACUUGAGCGUAUUAAAGGUCAAUGUACCUGGUAGAGAUAUACCGAUGGAUGCUGAAAGACGCAUCUCACAGAUUUUGGGCCAUUAAAUCGAGUUCCGACAUGAUGAGUUUUGCUAUGUGGCACACGCCUCACUGAAUCUUUCUCGGUUUUCUUGGUGCCUGUAGUUAAUCUUGCUAUUUCUGUUUGGUUCCUUUUGGUUACCUUUUAAGGGCAGAUAGUUUUUUGUGUCUCAAUCAUUGUGAAUUUGUGCGAGUAGUAAGUUAAACCAGCCUCAGUUUUUUAUUCCUGUAAAUGUGUAUUCUCUUGGGUAUAAUAUUAAUAAAGUUCCCAAAAUUAUAUGUAA
Molecule: messenger RNA, 3522 nt
Organism: Lolium rigidum
Lineage: Eukaryota; Viridiplantae; Streptophyta; Magnoliopsida; Poales; Poaceae
Product: exocyst complex component SEC8
Exons: 26
Coding region: 77-3265 (1062 amino acids)
Biological process (GO): Golgi to plasma membrane transport; exocytosis
Cellular component (GO): exocyst
Source: RefSeq, a predicted model, not a curated record